CCAACAAGGAAGACGAAGACACAGACACUGUCGUUUCCUGGAUUCUUGCUGGCCUGGAGGCAUGGGCUCAUCAACUGCCAGAACUGCCAGCGAUGCAGCUUUAGCCUCAUAUACUCUCCUACCUCCAAGGGAUGUAGGCCUCCGCUUCUAGAUGCAAGUCAACUAGCAGCCUGUCAAGCUCCAAAUGGAACUCGACGUUGGCGGCGGAGGCCAAGUUGAUGCUUGGGAACAACCCAAGGCUGAACCGAGGCUCAUUUGGAUUCAGAUAAUAACCGGGCUGGUUCAAUUCUAUUGCGUUUUAUGCCACUGUGUCUUCCUCAUGGUUGUCGUCCUUUGGAUGUUCCUCAAAGAGAUCUUUCGAAGAUCCUGCGCACUAUGGCAGUCGGCCUACGCCAAGCUCAAGCACCACCACCCAGAAAUUACCCUCGAAGUAUUUCUGCCAGCAUGGCUCACAGGCACUGCAGUCUUUCAACGACUAUUACUAGCAGAGCCUGAACCUGAGCCGGUAGAAGUUAUUGAAUGUCAAUGGAAGCCAAUUAAAGUCGCCAAGUCAGCCAUUUCAAAAGAAGAGCCGGAGCAGAAGGAAGACAUUGUCGAUUCUUCAUCCGAUGUACCACCUCCUACACAUGAAGACCCAACGUCGGAGGACAUUGAAACUUCUGAGCCCACAGUGACAUCUGAAAGUCCUGUUGAAAAUCCUUCUAAUGAAACGAAUGACCAGGGUAGCAUGGCAUCCGUUCUGACUGUUGAGGCAAUACAACCAGCAACUAAGAGGAUGCCAUGCAGCAUCAGCGCAGUAGUUGAGGACAAGUAUGCCAGAGGCAUUGACACGUCCACAUCGUCAUCAACUGUAUCACUUGACGCUAUCGACGACAGCAGUGAAGAGGAAGAAGCUGACGUAUUUGAGGAGAGCAGCAGGUCUAGCGAGGGCAACACAAAGUCCUCGGGUAAGUCAAGUGCUAAGUCCAGUGCCAAGUCAACUGAAAACUCAGCUUCCCCAAACUCUUGGAAACUGGGUUUUAACUUCCAGAAAGGUUCAAAGCAGAACCAGGAGAAGAAAUCGAAGACAAAAAAGAAAUCAAUGAGAGGAGCACCAUCAGAGAAGAAAUUUUCGCUCGCACCAGUUAUUAGUCAUAUCAGAAGGGCAUGCUGUCGUACACUCAACGCCAUUAACAGAGAGCUAACGGAAUGCAUGUCCCCGCAGUCGGACAAAGGACAGAAGAAGCACAAGUCUCCAACGCUGUCAAAGAAAGCAGAUGGAAAAGAGGACACCAACGAAAAGUUUCGACAGGUUUUACAAGAUCUUUCUGUGCCGGACGUACGGGAAUCUGUACAGUCCUCCUGGAACGACGGGUCAUCCAGUGGAGGAACACGGGCCAUACCUUCUUCACUGUCCGGAUCCAUGGGCGAAAUGCAGAGGGGACUCUUAGAUUCCUUCUCGGAAGGUGGGUCCGGCGAAUUCGGGCAGAGGCACAGCGAGUCACGGCAGAAGUCUUCUCCGUCUUUUGAUGCAGACCUGAUGGAAUCUUUUACACAGCCGAGCGUUGACAAUGAACAUGGUUGGGGUGACGGAUCAGUAGCCAAAGAGUUCUUCGUGGAGACAGAAAGAGUGGAUAGUGGUGGGCAGUCAUUUGAGGACGUGUUCAAAUCGAGUAACAACCCAGCGUGGGACUUCUGAUUUUGUUUUAUACCAACUUUGUGUAUAUGUGUACAGAGCUGCCUGUCGUGUUCACCGGUACAGCUUUCUUUUAUCUCGUUAGUGUAGUCCUUUUGACAUCGCAGGAUUUUUGCAUUUGUUUUCUGCUAACGCUAUUUUGCAGAAUGAAUAAAGACGUGUACCGGCAAGGAA
Messenger RNA from Ornithodoros turicata, 1849 nucleotides. RefSeq lists its product as uncharacterized. The transcript has 2 exons. The record is from RefSeq and is a predicted model, not a curated record. Bases 185 to 1678 code for a protein of 497 amino acids. NCBI's taxonomy places the organism in Eukaryota, Metazoa, Arthropoda, Arachnida, Ixodida, Argasidae.